AUGGUUCAUAUUCUGAUUUUAUCCAUGACAUUAUUCGGAUUCUCUCAUUGUUUAUUCUUCAAUGGAGGCGGAGGUUGUGGGUGUAGACCUCAACAGUGUGGAUGUGCUGCUCCGUUGCCAGUUGCAAGAAGUUAUUGUCCGCCAUCCCCUUGUGGCCGUCCGUUCCAGCCAUACCAGUCGUAUCCACCAGUUUCUUUCCGUCCACCUCCUCCUACUAUAUUCCAACAACAACCACAAUUCUAUGCAAUUUCUCAAUCUCAACCAAUUCCAAUUCAGACUCAAUUCCAUAAUUCUUAUCAACAGACUCCUGUUUUCACAAGUAGUUACAAUGCUCCAUUCAACACAGUCCCAUCUUACAUGAGUGCCCCUCAGAAUUCUCCGAUUCAAGUCACUUCUGCGAAAGAAACUCCCGUCGACACCUUUGAUACCGUAAUCCAGAAGAGCAGAACAGACACUUCAUCUGCCAAAAACGAUCUGGAUGUAGACGUAAAUGCUCUCUCAAAUUUCGAAACUUCUCUCCAAGCUUACAAGUCAAUGAAUGGAAUUCGUGGAAUUCGACGAGCUCAAGGAUCGAAGACUGAGAAACCAGAGAAGUGUUCAAGUGCACGUCUUCAGCAGAUAAUGGAAGAGGCAAGUAUUCUGAAAGAGAGUGAGAGAAGAAUUCAUUUUUUAGUCAAUGACUUCCAACGUCUCCGUCUCCAAACUGAGGAUUUCACAAGGAGCUAA
Messenger RNA from Caenorhabditis remanei, 726 nucleotides. RefSeq lists its product as uncharacterized. Lineage: Eukaryota; Metazoa; Nematoda; Chromadorea; Rhabditida; Rhabditidae. The transcript is spliced from 5 exons. Bases 1 to 726 code for a protein of 241 amino acids. The record is from RefSeq and is a predicted model, not a curated record.